UCUUUUUGUUUUUUUAGGAAAUAGCAGCUAGCUUUGAGUUUGGGAACUUGCUCGUCUUUGUAUCUGAGUCUUGGCUCAGUUCACUGUUCGAGAAGAAGCUGGCUUUUGCUUGCCGAGACAACCGUCCGCUUGCACUCAGAUAUCGAGUUGCCUCAUCUUGUUAUAUCCCCUGUUGGAAUCACCCACCAGGAACAGAGAAUUGUUUUGCCUUUUGGUCAAGUGCGCUCAGUAGUACUUGUGCCUGCGGCGCAGAUGUUUCGGCUUGCCUGAACAGACGAGCCGGAACCAACCGGGACUGUGAGGCGACUGUAAGCAAGUCUGUAAGCAAGGCGACUAUCGAGGAGCUUUCUGCUUUUAUGCCGCAAGAAGUCCUUCUCACAGAUCAUGAGACACUUCGCAACAUGGUGACCGUGUGGGUGCUGUGAGCGAUAAUCAGCCGGCUGGCAACGGCACCAUGGCUACUCUGUCGAUAGCGCAUCGUUCUGACCAAUCAAGGCCACCACUAGGUCCGCAGGCAGCAGCCGGUGUUGCCGGUGGUGACUCAGGAGCAGACGCGUUCCCUGCAGUCAAUCCCAGCGCCGUGUUCGGCGAUGCGGUGCGAUUCUCAUCCACGACUUCAUCAAGUCGAACGAGUGAAACUACUGACAUUGUACGGGAACAGCGCGCUCCACUUCACGGUGGUGUUCCAACCGUGACCGUGCGUGCAGUCAGUGCCGAUGUGCCACUGCGCCACUUCCCGCUGCCGCCCAUGGCAGCGCUGUCUCGCUCACCGCCGAAUGCAGAUGAUAGUCUGGCUAAGCUCCAGCAGCGCGUAGAGGCUCAGCGCCAAUUGUCCCAUCAACAAGUGAGAUUGCGCCGUCACCUGCCCGACCAUCCGGUCAUCGUGGCAGCAGCACGCGUGACGGCGGCCGUGCAAGACCGGCCCGUUGUUCACGCCGCCGCUACCGCCGCCGCUCCGUCAUCAUCGGACAGGAUGGUGCGGCGCGUGGUCGGCUCCGUGGCACCGCCGCCCGCUGCACUGCCCCUCGUCGUCCACACCAGUCCCGUGGUGUCCAGUGCCUUGUCCAGCCUUGGUCCAGUUCACGCCCAUGCCGCAGCCACGCCCAUCCAAGGAGGCUCGAGGAAACACCGGUCAACUCCGGCUGCCGUUCCGCCGCCUUCAAAGCGCGUGUCCACUUCAAGGACGACAACAGCCGUUAGUAGCAGCAAGCCCACCACUUCCCUGGCUGCCAGAGACACGACAACACUUGCGCCCAGUGGUGCGGUGCAAACUACCCGGAAGGUAUGCAAGGUAUCUGGUCCAACACGUACCAUAGCCGCUUCGUCUUGGCGCAGCGGUCAAGCCGUAGUCAAUCGUGUUCUAGGUCCGAGCAGACUUCCUGCCGCGAGCACCGUCACUGGGUCUGCGGGCACGGAGCAGAAGAAGAAGGCCGCCGGCCGAGUCACCAAGAACAUCGGCGUCGUUCCAGCACCGCACCGUGCUGCUGCCGUCGCUGCUGCCGCCGCUGGCACUACUCCACCUGUGUCAGCUAGUGCCAGGCCAUUACCAACGGCCGGUAAGGUAGCUAGAUCUACUGCAUCCGGCGCCGCUGCUGCUGCUUCUAGCAAGGACACGGCGCAGGCAGCUGCAGAUCACCUCUCCUCGUCCAGCAGCAGUUCUGUAGCAGAUAGUAUGGGUGGCUUCACAGCACCUAACGCUGCAGCACAGUCAAUCCUGGAUGACUUACAACUGGACAAGAAAGACGGUGCAAAGGACUCGGAGGAUGACGUUAGUGACGAUGACGAUACGAAACCAUCUCACAACGGCCUACCUUUGGUUCCGGUUACCACCGUUGCCAUGCCAACCCCUGUUCUGCAGGCCACGGCUGUCCAGCGUCGCCAUGUCAACCAUCAGCGUGCAACCCCAGCUCACAAGUAUGACUACACUCCCAAGUAUCCGGAGAAAAAGGAAAGGCAUUACGAUGUGGAUGAGGUGCGUGCGUACAUCAACCGCCAGGCGCAGCUACGCAAGCAGCAAGCCCAACAAGAACAGGAGGCUAGACGCACGGUGAAGCGGCAGAAAGAGGAGCGCCUCCAGUUGCUCUCUGCACAGCGCCGUCAACAGCUGCAGGCCAAUGCUGUUGCACGCCAAGCCAGAAGGAGACAGGAGCAGAAUGUCCAGCAGGAUUCAUACCGGGCACAGAUCAACCGUCAAGUGGAAGCACUCCUGCAGGCUGAGCUUGCUGAGAGCAGUUCAGAGAAAGAGAACAUCGCAGAGCAGGGCGAUGGUAAUGCCAGCACACCCGCUGGCUUCGGCAUUACUCAAACCAUCGCAAGUUGUGAUGGCGGUGUUCAACCCAUGGAUGGAGGUGGCGACGGCGACAUUGGCAGGGCCACGCUUUUCCUGCGGAGUGUUGGCACACCGGAGAAGCCAUCGGUACCGCUGUCACCCCGUUCUCUCAGUAGCAAUACCCUGUCUAGCAUCCAGCCAGCCUCUCCGCGCAGUGCUGCCGACAUGGGCUGGCAACCUAUGGCCGUGCAUGCUGUGUCGCCGUCCCACACGCCAGAACAUCAUGUGCCCGUGGACUCGUCCACACCCUCUGCUUCGCCCCCAGCGGUCACUUUGCCAAAUUUGCCACUGCUCUCUUCGAGUGGCUACGAUGCUAGCCAUGCCCGCCCUGGAUCAAACAGAGCACCACCAGUCACAACUGGACGCUUUGAAGAUUCAGUAGCGACAGAGCAGCGGAGAAGGCUACUGGAGACUGUGGAAAAACUCAGCGCUGACCUUGAGGCGGAGAUGGCACGCAUACAGCAAGCCCGUGACCAGCAUAGCCUUGGGUUUGUUCCGACAACUGUCGACGCAGCUGCAAGUGCACCACAACAGCGCACAGAGAACGACCGCAGUGAACCAGUCGCCGACGUUGGUGCAUCUGCACUCCACGAUUCUACUAAUCAGCAUCAGCAGCAGCACGAUGGUGUAAGAUUGUCUAGUGUGUCAGCCGCAGACCCUGGGACUGUACGAGCGGCUGAGCGCGCUGCUGGUGGCAACGACGGUAACGAUGAUCAUGAUGAUACGCUGACGUUGACGGAUGCGUCAGCGGAUCUCUCCACCGAUGUGUCCCUGACACCUCCAGUGCGUGUGCAUAGCUCAGGUGACGGUGCAGUGUCGAUGUCCGCAUUGCAGGACACUGUGCCCCAGCAUUCUGUCAGUGACCGGGAUGCUGUAUCUCGGCUCACUGUUACGUCACAGCAGCUCUUGCUGCAUCUGACGACCGGCACGGUAGCAUCACCCGGGCCCGAUGUUGCUGUGAUUACAUCUGCCGCGGCCAUCGCACCCAUGCCAGUCAGCGUUACAUCAGCUCCAACUGCCAUUCUGCCUCCGCAUGGCAUGCCAGAAUCCUCAACAGCAUUCUACCCGGACAUGCCUGUAGCAUCAUAUCAGCAGACACUGUCAGCUCUGAGUGCUGCUGGUGCUGGUGGUGUACCCGAGUACCAAGCUGCUGUCACUGACAGUGCUCUUCCGUUUGCUCCGUCCGCGAGAAUGCCAUGGCAAGAGCACGGUGGAGGCAGUCACGAUAGCAUCAUCAACACUCACUUGCGUCGACAACGCCAGCAGCACCAGCGUCAACAAUCUCGUCACAAACGCAAGGCGGGAUCUGAGAAACACAGGGCGCGACCUGUUACUCAAGAACUGGUGCAAACCACCACGCAGGGUGAACUUCCUCAGCAUGAUGCUCCCCUUUCCGACCGUCCAAGCUAUCAGUCUGUUCCUGCAGCCAUGGCUAAAGAAGAUGUUGAUGCUGCAGCAGUGGCAGAGGUUAUGAUGUCGACACCAGUGCUAUCUGACAGCACAAUGACCAGUGAUCUAGGUGGUGAUUCGCUCACUGGCUCCGGUACCCUACCAAGUGGUGUGCAGCGCACUGGAGAUGAUACUGGUGUAAGGCACCGAGGUAUCCCGACUGCUGCUGCUGCUGCUGCUGCUGAAAUUGGUGAUAAGAACCUUCCUCCACCGGGACCAGAUGCUACAGAGCUUCAUGAUGGCAGAUUGUCACCGGCAAGUCUUCAGCAGCGGUUCCAAGCCGAGAUGUUGAUGUUGAAUGAUGUGGAAGAAGGUAUGCGGCAACUGAGCGAGGCCGAGAGAAACCAGGCAGUGGCCCUUGCACAACACGAGACCGUUUCCCUUGCACAAAUCAUCAAGGCUCGGCAGCUGGAGAAUCAGCAGCAGCUGGAUUCUUUAUCAGCCAACGCUCAGCGGGAGAAGGCUGAAGCUGAGGAGCAGCUGAGAAAGGCGCAGCUGGAGUCGCAAGCUGCUGCCUCUCGUGCUACCCAUCAGCAGGCACAACAACAAGACGCGGCAGCGGUUGCGGCGGGUAUGACUGCUCUAGAGUCUGUUGCAGCACAUGUCGAGAAAGCAGCCGAAGUGCAGCAGCAUACUAUGGAGCAAGUCAUUCAGGCUCAUCAAGACAGCACGGCUACUAUACUGCGCAAUCAUCAGCAAGACCUGGAGCGCUUUCAGGCCGAGUCGGCAACGUCAGUGGCAGCAGCUGCCGCCGCGGCUGCACUUUCAGCGCUCAUGUCCCAGCAUCCAAUGCCGCGAACGGAAGCUGCUGACAUUGCCAGUAUCGGAAUUCAGACUAGCGUGAUGGCGGGUAGCGCGUCGACGUCAUCACUGUCGUCCCCCUCGACUAGCCACGACCGCCUGUCGCCGUCCAGCCUCACUGAAGACAUCUCAGAUAGGUCGCUAUCCGAGUCACAGCCUCUGCGCUCGUCUCGGUCCAGCAGUCGCCGUUCCGAGCGCCUUAGUUCGAGUGCAGUGUCAUCGCGACUUGCUGGCAGCUCCUCAGUGGCAACAGGCGAUAGUCAUGAUACUCUUACAUCAAUAGCCGCAGGCUUGAGUGCAAGUGCCAGCAGUACUCUGCAAGCGUCCACGCCAAUUCAGCAGAAAACAUCCGAUUACAUUGCUGAGUUUGACAGCCUAAGUCAGCCUCUGUCAUCGGUUGUCGCAGGCUCUCAGGUGGGGUCUGGAGUUUCUUCGCAGCCAACUGUGACUGAGAGUACUCCUCUUUCUGAUGACGUUAGUGGGAGCUUUUCAUCUGGUGAAGUUUCUGUAGCAUCAUCCAUGGCUUCAAUUGACCUGAUGGCCGCGAGUGAAGGUCCUGCAAGCCCUGGUGAUUCGUUUACCGAGUUCACCUUAGACAUGGUCCGGCAACUGAUGCUGGAAGAGGAAACGCGUUCCAGACAUCAGGCCGCUUUGCUCGGUCUGCGUGAGAAAGCGAUUCGGGAGAAAGCCAGAGCCGAGAUGAGCCUUCUGAAGCAGCGAAUACGGUACUAUCAGAAGAAAGGUGACGAUGACAAGAUGCCACAACUGUGCAAGCGUCAGGAAGGCUUGAAGAGACGCGUGCAAGCUGAAACGGCUGAACUCAAGCGUCUGCAGUCAGCCAACGAAGCAGCACGCCAGGACCGACAGAGGCUGCUGCAGCAACAGCAGGACAUUGCUCGCCUGCGCGAAGAGACCAAAGCUUUCAAACAGCGUCUGAACAAGUACCGCUCUCGGCCUAGGGCACAGUCAUCACGCAACAAGAGUCCAGUCCGUAGUCCACUUCGUGCUAGGUCUCCGCGGACUACUGAGCACUCCCAGUCAUUAUCUUCCACCAGGACAUCGGUUGUCAAUGAGCUCAGUUCGGUGAUAAUUCCUGAGAGCCUUGCUGCAAGCUCGACUGGAGCUUCUAAACUGGAGGACCAACAAUCCAGAGUUUCAUCUCGCCACGAUACAUCCAUAUCGAGUGCUGAAUCAACUCCCACGUCAUCGGUGAGCGAACGUCUGAUGGCUGGCGAUGAAUCGAGCACUGGAACAGUAACUCCCUUGCCGCUCCGGUCAAGAUCAGUGACUGGAAGCUCGCGUGUGUCCAGUGCCCUGUCCCCGUCAUCACGGUCCGCCUUGUCAUCAUCGGCCAGUGUGCUCGAUGAGCUAGGGCGUACUGGAUCGACUUCGACUGGUUCUGCUACGCCAUUAGCUGAAGAUCUUCAGUCCUCCAUGGUGACUCACGACAGCAUUUCCCGAGUAUCUGGUGACUCUGUCACUGACUCGGUAGCUGACAUGCAUGCUGCGAGCGAAACCCUUCACAGGUCUGAUCUUGAGCACACUGGCAUGUAUGAGAGCAGCCAAACUUACUCCAGCACCAGCAACGUACAGAGCGGCAGCAGCACCAGCAAUGUACAGAGCGGCAGCAGCAAGCCUAGUCCAGCGGAUGGCCAUGAUGAGUCGAAAGUGUCUAUCCUGGAUAGCACGGCGGAUGAUUCCUUGGUGAAAAAGCUUGCCACUCUGAAAGAACGAAGUGAUGAAAGAGCCCUGAAACGCCGUGAGCAGCGACUUGCCGCUCAGCAAGCUGAAGUUGCCAAGCUGCUCAGCCAGCAGGAACGCAUACUGGCUCGCUCCCAUCAUCUUGAUGAGGAGAGGGCCAAGCUGCACACUGCAAUGGACCAGACACUCAGGCGCCAAACGGCAGCUCCGGCCAGUGGACCACCUCCAUCUUCUAAAGCCAAGAAAGGCAGUCCACGUGUUGCAAGGUCAGGCAUCGCAGCGCCAGCAGCUGAGCACCAUCAUCAAACUAGCUCUACCCUGACUGAAUCCACCACCUCCACCGCCACACCUAGCUCACACCAUGUCACUGCCUCAUCCAGGGAAUCAACCGCUGCGGAUGAGUCUUUCUUGGACGAGCUGCGGAGUGCCUCUGCAUCCGUCGCUGAUUUGGCUGCCUCCAGUCCAUCGCCAUCAUCGUCAGCUUUCGGUGCAUUGACUGUUGAUUCCGUCAGUACUGCAGCAGCAGAGGACAGUGUCUCCUUGCAAUGCUCUUCAGCCACUGCAAGCAUGGGGACGGAAAGUCAGAUUAGUGGGAGCAUGUCUGCAUCAGCGGAUUUACCAUCCUCGCAUAGGGUAGCCUCGUCAGACAUUCACCCACCGCCGUUCCACUCAACACUCAGUGACAUCUCCGAACAGGCGAGCAAACAAAGUGAAUCAUCUGCAGUGGACAUCAGCAGCUCGGACAGCUUCUAUGAAUCCGAGCAGAGUGAUGUAGAGGCAAGGAUCACGGCGCUUCGCAAACAGCUGCACAUGCGUCGUCAGGAAGCCCGGAACCUGGAGCGGCAGAGACGAGAGCAGCGGCGACAGCAGCUGCGUCAAAAAGAACUACAGCUCAAGACCAAGCUAGAGGAUCUCGAGGCCACUAUCGAGAGUCGCCGUGCCGAGUUAGCUCGUCCUGUGUCUCUUUCAUCCUAUCCGUCUUCAUCCUCCCUGUCCAUAGAUGAGAGCCCUGUACAGGCUAAACCAGACAGUGCCCCCUCGAAUGUACACCAGCAGCAGCAGCAGCAGCAACAACAGUCUCGUGAUGCCAUCAGAUCACAGCUGGACACUGUAGUGGUUUCUGCCUCCGCCAAGAAGUCUCCAUUGUCCUCCGUGUCCUCUCCACUCGACGCACCUCCCGUAAGACCAUCUUCAUCUGUGUCCUCUGCCAUGUCUGAAACCAUCUCUCUGCAGGACAAACUCGUCUCUGCAGGUGACUUGACCUCUGAGCACUCGCUGAGCAGCUUGAAAACAGCAUCUGCAACAGAAUCGAGCGGCAGUACACUGACCUCUGUAGCAUCUGAGCGGCAGGGCGUAGCUACUUCGACCUACGACAACACGUUUGUUGAUGACUAUACUCCCAUAUCGUCAGCCAUUGCUGGCGCCAGUGCAACAGCUGUUGACGAUGAGCAGUUUGAUCAUCAAGCAGGCGGUAGUGUCACUGCUAGUGAUGCUGAAGUGUGCAGCAGUGGCAGUGAAGAAGCAAGUGCGCACAGCUUUGCCAGCACGGGCUCUGCUAGUCGACUGGCUGCAGCUAUAGGACGUCCCAAAUCAUCGUCGACUUUGAUUGGUGAUGAAGACGUGCAUACAGCAUGCAGCAGCAGCAGCAGCUCUGUCUCACUCAGACACCAAGCGUCUAGAUCAGAACAAGCAUUUACUUCUUCUACAGCCAGUGAUAAGUCCAGGACUGCCACACGCCAUGACAGCAGCAGUAGCAGGAGCAUUACCGAAAGCUUGCCGUCUCAACAGUCAACGCACGACCGCUCGAUUGGGUCCAUCUCGUCAACAUCUCACUCGAGCCAUUCAUCUCGUUCCGGUUCUCUCUCUGAUGAUGCUGGUCUGCAUUCCCAUCAUAGCAGUCAAAUGCAGCGAUCUGACCAAUCUUCCAGCCACUCUUUCAGCAGUACGACUAGACAAGACUCGUCAGCGUCAAUCAACACCGCUGCAUCUGAAGUAACGUCUCCGUCAGAGUCCCUGGUGUCGUCGCGGCCACCGUCCGCAUCUAGUGCUGCUCACUCUAGCAGAGGUGAUAUCCAGGAUGACCACACGGCACAUUCCAGCUCCAGUCGUACCGAUGGUGAUGUGUCGCCUGGCCAGUCACAGCUGGUAGCUGAUGCUCAGUUAGCUUCAGCUUUUGAUGAACUCCGUUACCCUCGUGAUGUGCUGGGUACUCAUGACAACCUACGGCAAGAGCAGGAAGAACAUAUUGAGUAUGAUAUCGACAGUGUGCGAUCACAGUUGUCUGAACAUGGCACUGUGGAGGCUACUCAGUCAGCCAUUAGCGUGAGCAAUGAGCAACUGUCCAGAGAAGAGGUGGCUGGCCAGUUUCCAGAAUCGAUUCCGGAUGCCGUUAUCCCGCGUGAUGAUUUGUCUGUGUCUUCACACGAUAUUGUCAGUGCGAGCAGUUCAGAGGACACUGCUCCGAAAAGCAGCCACCGAGUGGCUUCACCAACAGUACUUGAUGUGCCUAGCCAGCAGGUGCAUCAUAAUGAACUUGCUAACACUGCUGACGGCUCGUCGGAACUGGCACUACUGCCCCAUCAGGCGGGGACAGUAGAGCUCAAAACCCAGACGGGCAGUCCAGCCGCAAGUCCCCUAGCCUCUCCGAACGAGUACAGGGCUCUUUCUCCACCACCACAGCGACCCCAGGCACCAGUGUCCGGAUUCUUGCAGUCACAGGAGCCUGCGGAUGAUCUCUUGCUUAGUCCCACCGUGCCAACAGCUGUUACAAGCGUGCAGCAGGCACUUGCCUCGCCAUCAGCAGCACAGGUUGACUCACUCAUAGCCGAGCUCUCCGACCUGCUACUCGCCGAUGCCGUGGCUUCAGUGGGUGUUAUUGCAAGCCAGCACGGCACGCCUUUGUCCCCACUCUCGCCGCACGUCACUCCCACCCACGCCGCCAUGUUCGAUGAGCUGCUGUCAUCUCGCCUUGAGCCUUUGGGCAGUGCUGCUGCGUCUAGCAGGUCUGUCGUCGACGGCCAUGGUCAAGAGCAGCAGCAGCGUAGCCAGCAGCAGCAGUCAGUCAACAUGGCAGUCAACGUGGCGGAACUGCGAAGACAGCAGCAGGUCAACGCUAUAGCCGAGUCUUUGCUUGCAGACCUGAUGGGCACGGCCAUGUCUGAUGCGCAGGUCGUACGCAGUGGUGGCGUACACGUAGUUGAUGUGAGGGACAGUAUACAGCCAGUGCAUGCCUCGUUGUCAACUGCUGGUAACAGUGCAGGUCCCCACACAGCCAAUACUUCAGCAUCACCAACCGCCAAUGACGAUAGGCCUACUAGUGUUGCAUCAGCGGCAUCAACAGUUGUGAUCAAGUCACCAGCACAACAUCAGCACAAGCAACAGGCAGCACCAACGUCUCCAGUAUCGCCACAGUCUCCUCCUUCGCCAUCUAACACUGGCCACGAGAAAUGCUUAUCACCAUUGCCUCUUACAAGCCCAUGUGUAUCGCCCACGCUGUCACUGCGUUCACCUUCUCCAUCACCGCCGCGCGAGUCCCUGGUCUGGGAUGCUUUUCCAACUGCUGCUGCUGCUGCCUCGAGCAAGAAAUCUCCAGCCGCAGGCACUGGUGAGCCUGCUGUGGUUCAUCAUCUCAACUUUGCCAAUGAUGCUGGUCUAGAAGCAGGUCAAGAGGAACUGGCUGUUUUUUCCGCUGGUGUUUGUGCCAAUUCGAAGCCUCUCUGUCAAAGUGCAGCUCAGUUCAUUGUUGCUCGGGACCGUGCUGAAUUUGAAGACUGGAUUGUCUCUGGAGCCGCCUCUUUCUCCGGCAGCAGCAGCAGCGGCGGCAACGGCGGUGCAGCUACACCAGAGUCCAGGUAUUUCCAAGAGCUAGUCUUCUCCAUGGUGCAAAGCACGUGGAAUGAAGUCAAGCAGCGCCCGCACACAUUGCACACAGGGCGGUCUUCCGGCCACGAGCCAUGGAAUCGGCCGUGUCAGUUUGUCAGCCGUCGCCUGGGAUCAUAUCGACUUCCGCCCAGACCCGGCAACAGUCCAUCACAAUGCUGUGACAUCAUUGCAAGACACUGCAAUGACGUGCUUAUGUCCAAGGUCAAACAGGUGCAGGGCUCUGGCGGUCGCCGCCGUGUUUCACUGUGGCGUCAAUCACCGAUGGUGUACCACGCAGCCAGCAGUGUCGAGGCUCUGGCGGCUGCCGAGAUGAUGGAAGAAGAGCACCAGUGGACCGACUACAGUUGCGACGAGGCCGCGGUCAAGUGCUCUUUGGCCGACGGCGUUCUGGACUCGCUGUGCCAAGAAACCGCCUCGCUACUGCAGCAGCUCAGUUCUACUCGUGUCCGCUGAUGUACACUUACCAUCGCUACCAGUACAUGUACUACUAGUAGUUGCGAUCGGCAUUCAGUCUUGAUCAAUAGCACUGCACUGUUGGCUGCAGUGGUGUGCUUUGUGGGCGGACACGUACAGCCUUUCCCACACGACAUCCGAAGACAUGUACGUGACAUAGUAAUCAUAUGGAGGGAUCAUGGAGCUGAAGAUGUGCUGUGCUUUCGCAAGGGCGUAAGUCGGCGUUCAAGAAACUAUGGUAGCUUUAACUUCCGGUAUGUACAUGUAGUUGUCCAUAGACGGUGGCGUCACUGAGCAGCUCCGUGUUUGGCAAUCAAGUAGUAUUUUCACGCGCACUCUUGAUUCUCACACUCCAGUCUUGACCAACACCCCUACGGUCUUAUUGUUGCAACCCUUUCCUUCUGGCCUGCUGCGUGUGUGUUUUGCCUCGCUUUCUUCCCGUAUCAUAUAAAUUAUGUAUGUAAUAACUUGAAGCAUGGAUUUCAGCAUGCAGUGUAUCUGUACUAAGGAUAACUUCUAAAGCAACAGAAGAUUUAGACCUCUGCAUCCCUUCCUUGCAAGUCACACACUACAAAUCAUAUCAACAAUCAUGGGCCUUUUUUUAAGUUUUUUUUAUCUGUUUAGUGUUUGCGCUGUGCGCUUGCCAUCUGUAGUUUUGCUUUUUGGUAUUUUGUGCGGGCUCUUCUUAUCUCCUGGGUAGACUUGUCGAUAUCUUGCUAUGUCGCUGUGUGAUAGCCACAAAGUGGUAUUAUAUGAGUAGCCUGACAUGUUAGAGCAUUGCUGCUGUCGUAUUAGACACUCACAUUGUCGCUGAUCUACACAUUGAUAUUUGUUUGAUAUUAUAUUUAUUUGUACCUAUGCAGCACUGCACAGUUUGUACGAGGACUUGGAGAUUAUGCAGUGCAUGUCUACAGCUUAUUUGAAUGCGUGCCUACUGCGCGGUACUAGUCCCUUGUAUAGUACGCGAGUUGUAGUGCGGGUUAGCAUACAGGUGUGAACGCUACGCACUUUUCCUACUUUUCUGCAUUCUGUACAUGUACUUGCUUUCAUGCACGUGUCGCUGGCAUACGCGAUACGGGCCGCGCGGGUUUGUGUAUUGUCUUUGUGGUACACUCUCACAACACCAACACACAGAAGUCUCUGCUGAGAGCACGGUGGCUCGGCAAUGGCCUUUAUUUAGAAUUUUUUCCUUUUUUUUCUUUUUUCUUUUUUUUCUUUUUUUUCUUUCCUAUAAUUAUUUGUACAUUUACAAAAAUAUAUCAACGAUCGACACAGCA
Sycon ciliatum is the source of this 11892-nucleotide messenger RNA. Its product is annotated as serine-rich adhesin for platelets-like. The coding region runs from base 455 to 10615 and encodes 3386 amino acids. Gene Ontology annotation, biological process: microtubule anchoring. The record is from RefSeq and is a predicted model, not a curated record. Lineage: Eukaryota; Metazoa; Porifera; Calcarea; Leucosolenida; Sycettidae. The transcript has 31 exons. Gene Ontology annotation, molecular function: microtubule binding. Gene Ontology annotation, cellular component: centrosome.